Molecule: messenger RNA, 2181 nt
Organism: Cladocopium goreaui
Lineage: Eukaryota; Dinophyceae; Suessiales; Symbiodiniaceae
Source: the annotation of a GenBank genome assembly
AUGGAGGAGACGUGCCAAGCAUGGUGCUUUGUGGAUCCCUGUCAGUGUAACGUCUCCAGCCGCCCAACGGCGGCCACGGAAGGCUUCGCGUGGCAGGGACAUGCCCUGUUCGCCAGCAGCGAGACCUGCAAUCUAUCCCUGGCAGGCUCGGAGAGGUCGAAGUCGAAAAAGGGCAACAGCAGUGCUUCGCCAGUCGAAACGCCCAGCUUUUGCCGAAACUUUGAUCAGGACAACUACGGCAACGAGAAGUGCAAGUGUAUUGGGAUCGAACACCUCACUGGCAAUGUCUCCGCUGAGGUCGAUGGUGAGAAGGUCCCUUACCCCAUGGAUGUGGGAAGUCAUUGUAGUCGUUGGGACGAUCAGCCGGUUGGAAUUUGCAGCAAGGAGGACCGACCCAGCUGGUGUGGAAAGAACUGGUGCUAUGUGGAUCCCUGUGCCUGCGCCAUCUCUGAGCCGCCCAAGGUCUCCAGCUAUUUUCCCAAGGUGACCUAUGGCAAGAAACCUCUCUACUACUCCUAUGAGACCUGCGGUUCUUUCGACACCUUCACCUUUGAUUCUCGCAGCGCCUGCGUGAAUCAGGAGACUGAGGCCAAGUGUUUAGGGAUCGGUGCAGAUCCAGAUGACCCCGAACUUCGGAAAUGCGCCUGGGGAGGUCCUGAGAUCAAAUGCCUGGGAAAAGAACUGCUGCACUUCUGCCAAGUGAACGAUCAGACCAUUCAAGAUUGGACUUGGUGGUCCUUUAGCCGUGGCGAUGUGCAAAGGGGCCACAUGGGUCCGGCAGUUGUCACGGCUGGGAUCUAUGUGCUGAUCUUAUUGUUCUUUCUGAUGGUCCUGCCCGACGUCACGUCGUUUUCCCGCGCACCGGUGUCGCAGAAUCUGGCUCGAACUCCCUCCACGUCCAGCGAUAGAUGGCAGAGUAACCAAAAAGUGUCGAUGUUACAAGAACCCGUGGAGCGUCCCUUGAGUAGAUACCUGCACAAGAGAGACGGCUACUACAACCGCAUCGUUCCUGACUGGAACCUGCAAAUCAAGACCCUGGAGCAACAGUAUUUGUAUCAAGGUGACUUUGCUUUGCUCAUCAAGGAAGUGACCGACGAGGGAGCGAUAGUCCAGGACGUGACGACGGGAGUUUAUGGUUUCAUCCCGGAGGAAAACCUUGGCAAUUUGGAGCUACUUCCAGGGGACACCGUGCAGGGAGGGAGGUGUACCUACGUGGACACCACGGUGAUCCAAAGUCCAGAUCCUACCAUGUUGCGCAUGCAGAGUGGCAUCGUCUUCGAAUGGGACGAGGAGAACGGGGAGGGCUUCAUCAUUCCGUCCGAGGACCAGGAUGCUUUUCGCAUGAUUCGAGUGCUGCGGCGCGACAUCAAAUGGCACGACAGCCGCCGACUCUUUCCGGGUCAGUUUGUCCAAUUCGAUACAGCUCUGCCGCACGAGGUGCCUGUGACGUCGCCCUUGGACCCUGAGGCACCUCUGGCCUUGCGCGUGCGUGGCUUGGAGAUUCGCUUUUCGCUGGAAGAAGCCUACGAGAUGAUACCCCAAGGCGUGAAAUCUGCUGCGGAUGCAGGUUCCCGCGAAGCGAUGCUGUUGGAAGCCCCUCCCCAGGCAGCUCUGGCCGAAGCUUCGGAGGUGGAUGGCGCGGACGAGGCGGACGUGGAGCCUGUCCCGGAUGGAGCUUCCCUGGUUCCCACGUCGGCGUUGGAGGUGCAAGCUCCACGGUCAGCGUAUCCGGUCGUUCCUGGACGACCGGAGCUGCAAACGAAGAAGAAGGUCCAUCCCUUGCUCCAACGCUUUGCCAAGCAAGCGCCGGAAGUAGCUGAGGCUGAAAGUCCAUCCUGGAUGUGGGAGCCUCAAUUGGAGUACCUUAAGGAGGAGGUCUAUGCGCCCAUUGUUCCGGUGCAGCUACGGCAGAUGCCUGCGAAGGUGAAGCGGAAGCGCAUCUUGGUCCAUGAGGUGGCGCAUGAACGAGGAGACACCUGGCAAGAAGCAGCACAUCGAAAGUACCUGAAACUCUGGGACAAGAUGAAGCCGCCAGGUCGCAAAGAGACCGAGAAGAUCUCGGUGAGGUACCACAGGGCAAAGAAGGCCUUUGAAGACGAGCAAGUCAGGCGGCAAAAAUGGACCUUGAGUGCGGAACAGAAACGGCAGCGCAGAGCCGCGAGAGCGGGGAACGGUGCCUGA